AUGGCAAGCAGCGUCCAUGGCAGCAGCAAGGACUUGCAUGUCCGAGUCGUGAGCCGGCGCCUCGUGGUGGCCUCCGACGCCUCCAUCGAGCCUCACGUCCUCACCGUCUCCAACCUCGACCUCCUCCCGCAAACCAUACAGGUGGGCAUGUUCUGCAUCUACCCCAAUCCGCCGGCCGCUGACUUCGCCGUUGUCCUCGCGGCCUUCGAGUCCGGCUUACCAUCCCUGCUGAAUCACUUCUUCCCGCUCGCCGGGCGCAUCGCGACCAGCCCGAGCUCCGGCCUCCCCGAGGUGCGCUGCUGCAACCAGGCGGUCUCCGCCUACCUGUGGAAGACCCUCGCCGGCGUCGUGGGCGCGGCGGACCCACGCUGCCGGAUGGGAUGGUGGGUGGACGCACUAAAAAAAAAUAUGUUGAUCCAUGAUGUUUCUUAA
Messenger RNA from Panicum virgatum (switchgrass), 432 nucleotides. RefSeq lists its product as uncharacterized. The transcript has a single exon. Bases 1 to 432 code for a protein of 143 amino acids. NCBI's taxonomy places the organism in Eukaryota, Viridiplantae, Streptophyta, Magnoliopsida, Poales, Poaceae. The record is from RefSeq and is a predicted model, not a curated record.